AUGAGCUUUACUUUACGGCGUUGCCUGCUGGCUCUCAGGAAAUCAGUAUAUGCUCUGAACCUGUUUCGUUCUUUUGCGCUGGUCGCUCUUCCCAAGAUAUCGCCGUCGCCACCGCCCGUAGCAUUGACUCCAUACGAGUUGCAUGGGGUUGGGGUAUUGGCCAAACAAGAGCCGGGGGAGUUUGCAUUUCUGGAGGGAAAGGAUGAAGAUAAAAUAGACCCGGAGGAGCAGGAAAAGAAGGCCAAUUUGGGUGCUUUGGUCGAGGAACUUAGACACCUUGUACCUGGGAUGGUGCAUGAGACAUUACCCAAGACAUUGAUUCUGUCUGAUAUCAUGCUACGGAUCUGCCCUUCACACUUUGACCAGAUGAAGAAUUUUUUGCCUAAUAUUAAGGGCCAUGUUUCAUACUACGCUACGUGCAAAGCGUUGCAGUUGUUUAUGACUUCUGUUGUGGUGAACCCAAAUGUACAGCUACACAUCCAAAGCUUACGAACGAAAAGCAUCUCAGAGUUUCCUUGUGUAUAUCCAGACUCCCAGAAGAUCUUUGUUCGCUGGACUACUUGUCCUGAGGGUUGCUCCCAUUUAAGACGCAAGCCGUCCAUGCAAAAUGGAUCUACGAGCCAUAAGACAGGCGACGCCAAGUUAGGCAGCCACCGAUGGUCUCGUAUCGACACUGAUAAGUUUGUUGAUGCGCUGAAGCACCCAUAUAACUGGUCGCUUUCGUCUUCUUUGGCCGAUCUUACAAAGGGUAUUAUUGGUCUUAAGAAAGAGGAGUCUGACUCUUUGGAAAGAGUGGUGCUGGGCAUCUUCAUCUUUGAACUCAACGACAAUAACACGCAAAUCAUUGCUCAUACUAUCGAAGACAUGGACGUUAUCGAACGCAGGGAGCUGCAAGGUGUCGAUGGGAAGCUCCGUAUCUGCUAA
Molecule: messenger RNA, 924 nt
Organism: Candidozyma haemuli
Lineage: Eukaryota; Fungi; Ascomycota; Pichiomycetes; Serinales; Metschnikowiaceae
Exons: 1
Coding region: 1-924 (307 amino acids)
Source: RefSeq, a predicted model, not a curated record